AUGAGCCCCGACAAUCUAUACGGCUACACGCCGUCCAUUCCGGCAGCUGUGAUUUUCGCCGUCCUUUUUUGUGGCACAACACUUGCUCAUCUUAUUCAGAUGAUGAAAUUUCAAUGCUGGUACUUCCUACCUUUCACAACGGGCGGUAUUUUUCAAAUCGUUGGAUACGUUUGUCGCGUGGUCGCUCACUAUCACCUGAGCUCAAUUCCAAUAUACGCGAUGCAGUCGGUGUUGAUUCUCCUGGCGCCCCCUCUCUACGCCGCCUCAAUCUAUAUGGUCCUCGGUCGGAGCAUCGUACAUCUCCAUGCUGAAAAGUCGAGCCUGAUCCCUGUGCGCUGGCUGACCAAGAUCUUCGUCUCCGGCGAUGUAUUCUCCUUUUUGCUCCAAUCUGCCGGCGGAGGAUUGAUGGCAACAGGCAAAGAAAGUUCAUACAACACCGGGUCCUACGUUGUGAUCGGAGGCCUAGUCGUUCAGCUCAUCUUCUUCGGAGUUUUCGUGAUGGUCGCAGCGUGCUUUCAUUACCGUAUGCUGAGGGAGAUUGGCCAAAAGACCGAAGAAGAUCGUCAACGCAGGGAGAGCGUCCGACGCCGAUCGAGCUGCGUUGCUGUGCUCUGGACUUUAUACACAGUGAGCGCUCUCAUUCUGGCGCGAUCGGUGUUUCGUCUUGUGGAGUAUAAAACUGGGUACAACGGAUACAUCAUGACCCAUGAGGUCUUCGGAUACAUUUUCGAUUCACUGCUGAUGUUCUUGGUCAUGAUUGUCAUGAACCUCUACCAUCCCGCUGCGAUCAUCGGGACUGGAAAAGAAGACGCCGAGCUCCAAGCCCAACGUAACGGAAACGUUUGGCUUUAG
Messenger RNA from Penicillium diatomitis, 852 nucleotides. Its product is annotated as RTA1 domain-containing protein. Gene Ontology annotation, cellular component: membrane. The transcript is spliced from 2 exons. Lineage: Eukaryota; Fungi; Ascomycota; Eurotiomycetes; Eurotiales; Aspergillaceae. The record is from RefSeq and is a predicted model, not a curated record. Bases 1 to 852 code for a protein of 283 amino acids.